GGACGGACGGUGCAGCCUCUGCCUUUUCCCAUUGAGUUGCCCCAGCCAGAUGUGGGGGGCGGCUGCCCAGAGGCAUGCGCCCCGCCUGGCCUCGCCGCCGCCCCCACCUGCUGCUGCUGCUGCUGCUGGGCUGCCAGCCACAGGCCCCCGCCGCGCAGGUGACAGACGUCCUGCUUGAGAAAUGGAAGCUCUACAAGGACCAGUGUCUGCACAACCAUAGCCUGCUGCCGCCCCCCACAGAGCUGGUCUGCAAUAGAACCUUCGACAAGUACUCCUGCUGGCCUGACACGCCCCCCAACACCACAGCCCGAAUCUCCUGCCCCUGGUACCUGCCUUGGCACAACAAAGUGCAGCACCGCUUCGUCUUCAAGAGGUGCGGGCCCGAUGGGCAGUGGGCACGGUGGCCCCAUGGACAGCCCUUGCAAAAUGCCUCAGAGUGCCAGCAGGAUGAGGAGGAGGAGGCGGUGCAGAGGAAGGAGGCGAGGAGGUACGCCAGCUUCCAGGUCAUGUACACGGUGGGCUACUCGUUCUCUCUGGGAGCCCUGCUCCUGGCCCUGCUCAUCCUGCUGGGCCUCAGCAAGCUGCACUGCACGAGGAACUUCAUCCACGCCAAUCUCUUCCUGUCCUUCGUGCUCAGGGCCAGCUCCGUGCUGGUCAUCGACAGGCUCCUCGAGUCCCGUUACCACCAGUCGGUGGGCGACGACCAGAGCAUGAGUGUGUGGCUGAGCGAUGGGGCCUUGGCGGGCUGCCGCGUGGCCGCCGUGUUUAUGCAGUACGGCGUGGUGGCCAACUACUGCUGGCUGCUGGCCGAGGGCAUCCACCUUCACCGCCUGCUGCACCUAGCCGCGCCCGAGCGCAGCUCCCUGCCCCUCUACCUGGGCAUCGGCUGGGGUGCCCCCCUGCUGUUUGUCACAGUCUGGGCCGUGGUCAAGUGUCUGCUGGAGAAUGUGCAGUGCUGGACCAGCAAUGAAAACAUGGCUCUCUGGUGGAUCCUGCGUUUCCCCGUCUUCCUGGCCAUCCUGAUCAACUUCCUCAUCUUCAUCCGGAUCCUGCACACGCUCGUGGCCAAGCUCCGGGCCCGCCAGAUGCGCUACAGCGACUACAAGUGCCGGCUGGCCAAGUCCACACUGACCCUCAUUCCCCUGUUGGGGGUCCACGAGGUGGUGUUUGCCUUCGUGACAGACGAGCACGCCCAGGGCACCCUGCGUUCUGCCAAGCUCUUCUUUGACCUCUUCUUCAGCUCCUUCCAGGGCCUACUGGUCGCUGUCCUCUACUGCUUCCUCAACAAGGAGGUGCGGGCAGAGCUGCUGCGUUGCUGGCGUCGCUGGCAGGACCUGGGUGCGUGGCGGAGGCGGCCAAUGGCCAGCGGCCAGGAGAACCGGCGCCCCCAGGAGAAGCUUCUGAUGGCAGGAGGCAGCAGCGGCCGCAGGACCAGCCAGAACCCCUCUGCAGAGACCUGCUUGGCCAGCAGCCUCCCGGGGCUACCUGGGGUCCCUUCCGGAGAGCAGAGAGACCCCUAGGCCGGGGCUAAGCUGCAGAGCCCAUUCACAUGUCCCCCAUGUGGCUACCCCGUCCCGUCCCUUGGUGGGUUGGCUGCUCGGUGAUAAUAAAGGUUUGCAGCCUCACACGGGGCAUCAC
This is a messenger RNA of Suncus etruscus (white-toothed pygmy shrew), 1638 nucleotides long. It is a transcript of the gene GCGR, whose product is annotated as glucagon receptor. Gene Ontology annotation, molecular function: peptide hormone binding; glucagon receptor activity. The record is from RefSeq and is a predicted model, not a curated record. Gene Ontology annotation, cellular component: plasma membrane. The transcript is spliced from 13 exons. Bases 75 to 1520 code for a protein of 481 amino acids. Gene Ontology annotation, biological process: cell surface receptor signaling pathway; adenylate cyclase-activating G protein-coupled receptor signaling pathway. NCBI's taxonomy places the organism in Eukaryota, Metazoa, Chordata, Mammalia, Eulipotyphla, Soricidae.